Messenger RNA from Rotaria sordida, 3399 nucleotides. NCBI's taxonomy places the organism in Eukaryota, Metazoa, Rotifera, Eurotatoria, Philodinida, Philodinidae. The record is from the annotation of a GenBank genome assembly.
AUGGAUGAAUCUUCGUCAUCAAGUCUUGUUUCAAUUAAUUCACCAUCAACAGUACCAUAUAUUAAAUGUAAUUUUUUAGAUAAAGACACAGAUCUUAAUGAAAAACCUGUAUGGAACAAUGAAAUAGCUUUAUUACUUUCAUAUUGGCUUCAACAAAGAGCAAAUCAUGAUGAUAUUUUUGGAAGUUUUCGUUCAGCAAAUGCACAUACGGAUAGUUUGGGUGAAGUUGAUGUUAUAACAGAUGCUGAACAUAUUAAAAAAUUACUUAAAGUUCCAUUUAAUAAACAUAGUCAAAUAUCAAUGAUAGUACAUCGUUUAGGACGAACAAUACUUCUUGAUGAAUUUGAUGUUCAUUCACAUUUAUUACGUCUUGAAAACAAUGAAUGGACAUGGUUUCGAGAUUUUUUUCUUGAUACAAUUUUACGUAAUAUUUCUGUUAAACAUUUUUAUAAAAAAAAUAAAACACGUGAUGAACUUAUACGAAAAGAUCGUUUAGUUAAAUUUUUAUGUCAAAGUGUUGAAUUACCUCAAUUAACACGUUCAAUGUCUAAUAAUGAUGAAUCUCAAUCAACAGAAACAACAGCAACAGCAACAACAACAACAAAUGAAUCAACAACGACUACUGCUGCAGCACUUCUUCAACAAAUAAAAGACCUUGUUAAUGCAAAUAAUAAUAUUGAUGAUGAUAAUGAUGAAAAUAAAAAUACAAAUUUUACUUCAUCACCAUUUCAACGAACUGUUAAUUGGACAUUUGAAAAUAUGAAAAUGUUAAUUGGUUCAGAUUUACCUAUUUUUGGUGAUGAACAACAUCCAGCUGUUAGUCUUCGUUUAAGGGAUAUGAAUAAGCCAAUAAAUGUUUUAACUGGUAUUGAUUGUUGGCUUGAUAAUUUAAUGUGUAAUGUACCUGAAUUAGCAAUGUGUUAUCAUGUUGAUGGUAUUGUUCAAUCAUAUGAAAUAAUUAAAACAGAAGAUAUACCUUAUCGUGAAGGUUGUCAAUUUCCACCAGGUGUUAUUCGUGAUUUAGCAACUAAUCUUCUUUCAUUUCUUAAAGCAAAUGCAACUAAAGAAGGCCAUACAUAUUGGUUAUUUAAAGGUCCAGAUGAUGAUAUUGUUAAAUUAUAUGAUUUAACAAGUUUAUGUGAAACAGAUCGUGAUGAUAAUCCAUAUACAUUACCAGUUGCUACAUUACUUUAUAAAAUGGCACAUAAUAUUGUAUUAAAUUCUGAUUAUGAAACACGUUUAAAAGAAUCUGGUACAAUACGUACAUUACUUAAACAUUGUUUAGAUAUGCUUGAUUCAGAAAAAUUUCCCGAAUAUUAUUGUGCUGCUGCAUAUAUGAUGGCAGAUUUAUUUAUUGAUGAUAAUAUUAGUGAACGAAAUUGGACAUUUGAUGAAAAUGAUAUAUCAGAUUCAGAAUUAUUUAAAGAUACUUUAUCAUUUGAAAAUGAAAAAGAAUCAGUUACAUUUGCUUGUGUUGAUAUUAAAACACUUGUACAAUCUCAACAACAUCGUUUUCAUAAAAAUCUUGAUGUACCACGUCUUGGUCCUAUUCAUGGUAAUCUUGAUGGACGAGCUAGAGAAGCAUUAAAAUAUUUAGUUGCAGCAUUACGUAGUAAUGGAGUUUAUCGUCGUGCACAAGCAACUACAGGUUCAAAUGGAAAAGAACAAACAUCUGAUGAUAUUGAUCAAAAAUCGAAAGUGAUUGUACCAUUACCUUAUCAAACAACACGAAAUUGUACAAAAUUUUUAAUUGAUAGUAAAAAUCGUUUAACAUGUGAUCAACGUUUAAAAUCAAUUAUUUUACAUAAAGCAGCAUUAGCUUAUUUUUGUCUUGUUGAUCGAUGUGAACAAGAUAAAAAUUAUGGAUCUUGUUUACGUUAUCUUCGUUUAGCACUUAACUGUUAUAGUGCUGAAUUUAAACUUCAAUUAAUGGAUCAAAAUAAUAAUAAUAUUGAAUGUAAAAGAUUAUUAUCUUAUAUAAUGAGUAUAGCUGGUGAUUGUCGUUUAAUGAUAUCACAUGUAACAUCAACAGAAGAAAUUGAAAAAUUUCGUGAACAAUAUCAAAUUAUGAAUAAUAUUGAUUGUGAAAUUCAAAAUGUUAUUGAUGAAGUUGGAAUAGAUGAAAAUUCUUGUGAAUUUUCUUGGGUAUUUGAAUUAACACCAAUUAUUGAACGUAAUCUAUCUGCUAGUGCACAUGCUUAUGAAUAUGCAAUAAAUAUAAUUCAAAAUCUUAGUGAUAAUGAUAAACAACGUCUUCAUUUAUUAAAAAAACGUUUAGGUAAUGUUAGAAAUGAAAUGGGUGUUUAUUGGAUGAAUCAAUGUGCUCAAGCAUUAAAAAAUUUGGAUGAAGAAACAACUAAAGAUAUAAAAGAUUUAUUUCGAAAAAGUUUUGAAAAUUUUGAUGCUGGUAUUCAUGCAUUUGAAAAAAUAAAUGAUAUAUCAAAUAUUGCAUUAUUACAUUCAAAUCUUGGUCGAUUAAUGAGAUAUUAUGCACAAUAUUAUGUUCCAUUAAUAGAUGGUAUUCGACAAGAAUUUUCACAACAAGAACGACAAAGUUAUCAUAAAGCUUUUGAUUAUUAUCUUCGUGGAUUAAAAUUAGUUGAAAAUCGUUCAGAUUUAUUUGAUAUUUAUCGUACAUUAUCAUGGGAAUUAUCAAAUAGUUAUUUUGCAAUGGCAAUAUCACUUCAAGAUUAUGCACCAUUGAGUACAAUGUCUCAAGAAGAUGUUGAAAAAGAAGUUAUUGAAUGUAUGACACGUGCAUUAAAAUAUCUUGAAGUAGAACUUCAUUGUCCAUUAUCAAAUCGUUAUUCUCUAGCAAAAUAUCGAGCUGGUACAAUUCAUCAUCGAUUAGCUUCAUUAUUACAUAAUGCUUUUCGUACAGAAGAAAGUAAAACUCGUCGAAAACAUUUACGUUCAUUAGCUUCAUUACAUUAUGAAAAAGCUUUAAAAUUAUUUUCACCUAAUGAUAAUCCACUUGAAUAUUUACGUCUUUUAAUUGAAGAAGUUGCUUUAGCUGAUUUUGAACUUCAAAAUGCAAAUGACAAUUCAUCACGUUUAAAAUAUUCUCAACAAGGUUUACGUGCAUCAUUUCAAUGUCAAGAAACAAUUGAUAUUAUUGAUCAACAUCGAACAAGUUCUGAUCCCGAUGAUUAUAAUGAUAUAUUUGCACAAGAAGCUCAACGUCUUUUAUCUAUAUUAAAUGGACGUAUACAAACAUUUUUAAAAGAAAUUGUUAAAAUAUUAAAAAUAACAAGUAGUAAAAAAUUAAUCUAUGAAGAUUAUAGAGAAAUGUAUAGUAUAUCAUUACGAUUAAAUGAUACAUUAGCAACAUUUCCACGUGAUUUAUAUGAUGCAAUUGAACGUUUAAAAAAGAUUUAUGAAAAAAAUACCAGUGACUAA